UCCGCCUCCUUUGAGUGUGUAAAUGGUCACAUGUUUCCCCUCCCCAGUCCGGACACCAGCACUAGCAGAAGCAGCAGCAGCCGACAUGUGUUAUUUAUCGCUCAGCCGUGGGGGAAGCAAGAGGACGAUUGAAGCGUAAAAACAACAACAAUCACAACAACAACAAAAAAAGGAACUCGAGCGUCGUCUGUCCUCCAAUUUCUUCUUCCUCCUCGUAAGUGUUUUUGAAGAGUAGAAUGGCGAGUCCGCCGAGCGACGCCGGACCUCCACUACCGGCCGCCGGCGUGAAGAAGUGCGGCUACCUGAGGAAGCACAAACACGGACACAAGCGAUUCUUCGUGCUCAGGGAGCCCGGCGAGGGCUGCCCUGCCCGGCUGGAGUACUACGAGAGCGAGAAGAAAUGGAGGAACAAGUCUACCGCCAAGCGGGUCAUCCCGCUGGACUGCUGCCUGAACGUCAGCAAGCGAGCGGACGCCAAACACAAAUAUCUCAUCGCGCUGUACACCAAGGACGAGUACUUUGCCGUGGCCGCUGACAGCGAGGGCGAGCAGGAGGGGUGGUACCGGGUGCUGACGGAUUUAAUCGCGGAGGGGAGAGUGUUCGACGGGUCGGCUUCCAACUCUGCGUCCUCGCUGGUGGGCUUCGACGAGGCGAGCUACGGCGUGAUCACGCCGGUCAGCGCCGCCUACAAGGAGGUAUGGCAGGUCAAUAUGAAGUCCAAAGGCUUGGGGCAGAGCAGGAAUUUAACCGGCGUCUACAGACUCUGCUUAUCCAGUCGGACUAUCAGUUUUGUGAAACUCAACACGGAGGUGGCCUCGGUCAUUUUGCAGCUGAUGAACAUCCGGAGGUGCGGCCACUCUGACAGCUUCUUCUUCAUCGAGGUGGGUCGUUCUGCAGCCACCGGACCCGGUGAGCUUUGGAUGCAAGCCGAUGAUUCUGUCGUGGCGCAGAACAUCCACGAAACCAUCCUGGAAGCGAUGAAAGCGAUGAAGGAGCUCUCUGAAUUCCGCCCCCGCAGCAAAAGCCAAUCGUCGGGCACCAACCCCAUCUCUGUGCCCACUAGGCGGCACCUGAACCACCUUCCCCCCAGCCAGACCGGCCUUCUCCGGAGGUCACGCACUGACAGCAUGGCUACAAACUCACCUGUGGGUAAAUUCUCCUCCUGUCGGAUACGCACGGCCAGCGAGGGAGACGGCACCAUGACACGCCCUAUGUCGGUGAAUGGGAGCCCCCUCAGCCCGGGGGUCCACCGCACCCUCCUGAGCAGGUCUCACACCAUCACGGCACGCCCCUGUCGGACGUUCGAAUCCUCCUCCCUGCAACACAGUAAGUCCAUGUCUAUGCCUCUGUCUCAUUCCCCGCCCAUGGCCGCCCCCAGUCUUGCGAGUCUGUCCUCGUGUCCAGAUAGCAGCGCUCCUCGUCCCUCCAGCUGUAGUGCCUCCUUUUCGGGCUCCCCGAGUGACGCUGGUUUCAUAUCAUGUGAGGAGUACGGCACGAGCCCCGCGGAUUCCCGCGACCUCCGGCUGCCUCUGACGUACGGUAGCAACACCCCGGAGUCACUCAGAGCAGAUACCCCCCCGUCCCGCGACGGCAGCAGGCUCGAUGGCUAUAUGGUGAUGGAACAACAGAACCAGAACGGCUAUCGGUGGUUCCCAGAGUUGGACAAGGCUUAUCGAAAGCGCACAUACUCUCUGACCACCCCCCGCCAGCAGAGGUGUCUCCCUCAGGUGUCUUCGGCCUCCCUCGACGAGUACACGUUAAUGAGGGCCACUUACACCAGUGGAAGCCAGUCUUCUCGCAGAUGUCUCACAGCCUCUCCGAAAGGAACCUUUCAAGAUGAGUACAGGGAGGUCCGACUGGGAUCAAACUGUCUCCAGGGCGACAGUGGUUACAUGCCUAUGAUGCCAGGCGUGGCACCCCAUACGUCAGGAGCUAAGAAUGACCCCUACAUGCCUAUGAGCCCCAUGUGUGUCUCUGCUCCGAAACAGAUCAUCAACCCCCGAUCGCACCCCUCCUCUGCGGCAGGGCUGGCCCCGCACACGGAGUCCCCGGGCAGUAUUUCCCUUGAAGACAACGGCUACAUGCGCAUGUGGUGCGGAAUCAAAAUGUCAAUGGAGAGCACUGACGGAAAGCUCACCAAUGGAGAGUACCUGAACAUGUCUCCUGGAGACCAUAUCCUGAGUUCUUCCGGAGGAGAGAAACAACACAGACAGCCUUAUUCUCUGCCACAUUCAAUUAAGGGCCAGUCGCAGCGCAGCGGGUCCACUGACACAGACCAAUAUGUGGUUAUGUGUUUACAGAGGCAGCGUAUCGAAGAGGAGUCUAACUACUGUCCCGUGUCUUUGGGAGACUCUGUGACACCGGGCGCAACUUCAUCUACCCCCCCUCCUCUCAGGGGGGCUCGGAGUGACGGUGGUCUGGUGCACAGGAGUAGGGCAUGCCGACCCACCCGCCUGGCUCUAGAUUCUCUCAGAACCUUACCAUGUAUGAGCGAACACCCGCUCCCCUCCGAGCCGCGCAGCCCGGGGGAGUAUAUUAACAUCGACUUCAGCGGCGCUUCCAGUGACGCGGUGGCAUCCGUUGAAGGCUCAAAAUGCCCAGACGAGGUAUCUUCACCGCUCUCGGACUAUGUUAAUGUGGACCUUGCCUCGCCGAAGAGUGUGGUUUCUCCCCCUGGGGGAAUUUUGCACCAGGAGGAGGAGAGCAAAGUCGUAGAGGGUCCGGCAGAGGUGAGAGGGGUGGUGGUGGAUGAAUAUCCUCUCCAGCAUCAUGUGAGUCUGGCGUGUCAGCCAGCGGCAGUCAAGGAUGACUACACCGAGAUGACGUUUUGUCCGCUCUGUGCCACCGAUGAUGCCCCCCUGCCUACCAGCCCCAGCGCCUGCGUCCAUAGACUGAGUCUUGAGAGCAGCCUUGUCGCGGACGGAGUACCGGCGGCGCCAGUGGAUUCUUUUCUUCUCGGGGGACCGUCGCUGAAUGUGCCCCUUGCAGAUCCUCAUAGGGGGGCCAAAGUCAUUCGUGCCGACCCUCAGGGACGCCGGCGACACAGCUCCGAGACCUUCUCUUCUACCACUACUGUCACGCCCGUGUGCCCAUCCUUUGCCCACGACACCAAACGCCACAGUUCGGCUUCGGUGGAGAACGUGUCGCAUGGCGUGCGGGGCUCGGAGGGACCCGAUGAGGACUAUAGCAGCAGCACCCCGAUGAGCAGGGAGACGUCUGCGGGCUAUCAGAACGGACUCAACUACAUUGCCUUGAACUUGAUGGAGGGGGCUCUCGGUGGAUGCCGGUUAGGGGGCUGCGAUGGACUGCUGAGAUUCAAAACUGCCUGCGGAUGCAAGGGUGGUAUGAAUGGCUUCAACUCCAGCCCCUAUGCCAGCCUUGGAUUCAAGGAGACGACUGCCGCUGCUGUGAAAGAAUGAAGGCCACUGGCUCAGUCACCCCCCCCCCAUCCCCCCCACUUUCCUCUCCUGGUUGUCAGGUUGGUUCGCCGCCUGCGUGUGAUGACGUCGCCUCGGCAACAGCUGGAGCGUGGGCUACCGUCCACGUCCUUUGACCCCCCGCCGCCAUCUCAGAGAGGUCACGGAGGCAGCAGUCGCCACGGCAGUACGGACACUUGACCUUUCACCCCAAAUCUUCCCUCGGCACCAAAACGAUGAGACGCCAUCCAUUGAAGCUGCUGGACUAGAUAACAAAAAAAAAAAAAACCCCAAAAACUCUCGUACCAACUAUUAACUCUUGGUAACUAUUUUAUUUAUCUGCAAAAUGACUACACGAGUUAUUCUAUCAUGUCGAAUAUAGAUUAUUUUGGUUACCCUUAAGAAUAGAGUUUGAACGGGUUGCCUGACCUGAGAAGACACCAAACCAAACCUGGAGCUCACAUGCAAAAAAACAAACAAACAAAAAAACAAAACCCGAAUGCAUUGCUUAUAUUUAUUUAUUUAACACGGAUGUAUUCAUUUGGUAAAACAUUUUCCAAAUGUGUGAAUUCCCAUGAAUAAUAAAAGUGGCAUUUCGGUACAUAUUAAAAACAAAAAAGUUUGCUUAAAAAAACCUACCUCAACAAAACAAACAAUAAAACAGGUUGGUUAACACCCCCCCCCACCCAUAGUUGAUAUGAACAUAUAUAAAAAUAUUUAUUUUUUAAAACUUUUUUUUUUAAAGGAAUCGCCAAUCCAAAGCCUUACUCUCGCCCCCGAUGGGCUGUUUCGUCUGGACCUAAUGACCCUUCACAACUGAACCGAUCCGCAAAGAAUGAGCCACUCUGAGAUUUCCACGGUACAUUUACGACAAGAUGAUGUAUGAAAUAUUUCUUACAGUAUAUUUAUUCACCCGGCGGGUGGGUUGCAGGAGGGAGAGAUUUUCUAUCCUCGCUUUAUUCUUUUUUUUAUUUGAAGAAGCGAUGAUGUCACGCUCAAACACCGCAGCAUGACCCAGGUACACCCCGUGGCCUGUCUGAGCCAAAGUCUCAGCACCUCCAAACACUUAUGGACCUGUUCACCUGUAAUCCCCUGCACACCCGCCCAAAGCCGCCUGCAGGAACUCAUGACAUCAUGGAAUGUUUGAAGUUCUUUGUCUUAACUAGGGAUGGGCAUAGUGGUAGGAUUUGGCCGAUUGUGAGGAAAUGAUCGUUGCUCCAAAGUGUUUUUGUACCAAUCGAGUCAAAAUCACUCGAUUUUGACUCGCUAUUUAGCUGCGGCCAGCAGAGACGCUUUUGAUUCAAUCUGCGUUCGUUUGCGGUCUGAAGACAGCGUCAGCUAAGCCCGACGUCUCAUUCCCCUCGGCAACAUUGUUGUGUUCAUUAAGAAUCUGCGAUGGAAAUAGGAGUUCAGAACACCCACAGAGAAGUUUUGCUAUCUCGGUAGAAAUGAAGACAAAAAAUGAAAAUUUGUCAGGCAAAAGUUCUAAAACGGAAGGACUGCAGUUCACACACAAAAAAAGCCCAUCAGAUGUUUUUGGUUUUUUUUGGCCGUAAAUACGUAUUUUCUUGUCAUAAUAUUAUGACUUUAUUGACGUAAAAUCUUUUUUUAUUAAAUACACUUUUUUUUGCUUAUGUUACAAUUUUAUACAUCGAAUAAUUUCACUUUUUCUCUCUUAAAAAAAUUUGAGACUUUCUCAUAAAUGUAUUUUUUAAGACUAUUAAGGCUUUCAUAUUUGUAGGUUUUUUGGGGGGAAUAUUGUCUCUCAUGAUAUGCCCAACAGAACAACUUUAUUUUUUGUAAAACAAUAGCUUUGUUUUUUUUUUUUAAGAUUAUAUUCAUUUUU
Messenger RNA from Hippocampus comes (tiger tail seahorse), 5262 nucleotides. It is a transcript of the gene irs2b, whose product is annotated as insulin receptor substrate 2b. Gene Ontology annotation, biological process: insulin receptor signaling pathway. Bases 237 to 3419 code for a protein of 1060 amino acids. The record is from RefSeq and is a predicted model, not a curated record. Gene Ontology annotation, cellular component: cytosol; plasma membrane. Gene Ontology annotation, molecular function: insulin receptor binding; phosphatidylinositol 3-kinase binding. The transcript has 2 exons. Lineage: Eukaryota; Metazoa; Chordata; Actinopteri; Syngnathiformes; Syngnathidae.